AUGGAGGCUGUGGAGCUGGCACUCGGGUAUCUUGCAGCGGCAUUUCCCGCUGCAGCGCAAGCCGCCGAUUACAUAGCAUCCUCGUGCAUGCUAGAGAACUCCCCAGCAGCAGCAGGGAGACGCAUCUCUGCCGCUGAAACAGCCGCGGAUGUAGCGUCCGAAGGCACUUACAUGUGGCCUCACGAGGAAGGAAGAGUAUCCCCUAACUUCUCCUGGUGGGGCCCCUUGCCCUGCUACGCUGACGAGUGCAGCUCGAAGGCAGCAGCCAGACAGCAGCAGCCGCCGCCGCAAGAGGGCGAGAAGGCACUCGCAGAUCUUCGAGCACACGGAAGAAUGCUGCAUGGUCACCAGGGAGAAGGCUGCAGCAAGCGCACUGCUCACAAGCCACGCGCACUCACCAUCCGCCGACUGCGGCAAGGCGGGGGAGGAGCUGCCGCAGCAGUUAUGAGGAGUUUAUGGCCUUCGCGGAGCGCUAGACAGUACAGCAGUGCCACACAACAUAAGGGUCACCCCCUCCGAGAGCGACGCCACUCGGUGCUGCAUUUUCACAAGGAGCCUCUCGCUUCUUGUGCGCUUAACCCCAGUCACGGAGAUGCACUGGAGGGUGCCUCUGGAGUCGCCGACGAGGAGCGGGUCGAAGUUUCAGCAGCCUCCACGCGCGCUGCCGCGCAAGCCGCAGCAGCAGCGGCUGCGGCUGCUGCUGUGUCUUUGUGCGAUAAGCACACGCAGCACACGGCUGCGCAGCUACACGCGACCGCAGGCGCAGCCGAGAGCAUCUCUAGGGCUGUAGAGACGUGGUUGCUGCUGUUGAUACUGCUGCUUUUGCCCUGCUCGCUGCCGCUGCUGCAGCUGGUGCUUUUCCCCGCAGAGGGACAGGCAGCAGCAGCAGCGAACAUGGCAACUGCUGCUGCUGCAGUGGCGCUCGUGGAUGGGUGGCCAGGGUGGAUCGCUGCCAGUACAGCAUUCCUUGCUCGCCAUCCGGUUGCUACAGCCCUGCUAGCUGCUGCAGCAGCAGCCGUCCUGGGAUUCAUCUACACGUCUGUGCUGGCGGUGCGCACUUUGUCUGUUACUGCCCGCUGCGCAGCUGCCGCCAUGCAGCUGCAAUCGAAGGCAGAGACAGCUGAAAAGAGGGUAAUGGCGAUUGCUGAGGUGGCAGCAGAAGCAGCGUCGGCGUCAGCGUGCCCGCACAGACCCUUGCUGGCUAGCGCGUCUACAGCUUCGCUUGGCAGGACGAAGGCGUUGGUCAGCAGGGGGAGCGAGUCUGCGCACACAGGGCAGGCAGAAGGAUCCUCUCUCCUAACCCGUGCGUUCACGGAAGCCGGCAGAGAUUCCAGGGUGACUCAGCAGGACGCUGCUUUUCCGUGGAUAACAGUGACUGAGCUCCUUUCCACCCUACAGAUGGACGCCUCCGACUUUGCGACUCUUCCCGCUGCAGCAGCCGCGAGGAGCUUUGCGAGAUCUGGAGGGGCGUGCGGCCGGUCAUCGUGCAGCAGCCUCCGUAACGCGCUGCCUGAUGAAGCGGGCGCUGCUGAACAGAUUCGCGGAGGCAACAGUGAUGAAGGGAGCUUCCAGGGAGGGGGACGCAGUGACAACAGCACCGUCAGCGUGCUGCGUUCUUGGAGAAACCGAGCAACUACACUAGACAUGCGACCUCCCCAUCCAGAUAUAUGGCCCCAGAAGCCUGUGCUGCUGCGCGCGAUUGCUGAGCCAUGGAUGCUGGAGGAGCUGCGGCAGCAACGGAGACCGUCGAACGCUGCCGCGCAGGCGACUGUACGCCAACGCUUUGGACUGCGGCGUUUCCGACUCCGAUAUCCUCGUCCUCCCUUAGCGCUUCUCUCUCCCCAAGAGCCCACCGCCAGAGCAAUUCAUUCCUUCGAGACGCCUUAUUUCAAAGGAGCGAUUCUGGUCUGUUGCGUCGGCGUGGGAGGGAUGGCAGACUGUGGCGCCGGAGCCUCAAAAGGGGCAACCAUGCGAGUUUUAGUACAGGGCCGCUUUCUCCAUCCUUGGCGGCUGGGGGAAGUCUUGACAGGACAAGUCUUCUCCCGCCCUCUGCAACACCUGCCUCCUCGAUGGGUUAUAUCGCUUGGCGUACAAGUAGUAAGAAGCCUCACGGAUCUAAUUGAGGAAGACAUUGUCUCCGAUGAGCCUUUUUUUCUCUCGCCCCUCGUGUGCCUUGCUGAAAAGCUCCAUGUUGCACAGUGACGUCACGUGCAAGCGCCUUCGCUGCAAAAUCUGGAAGUGCCAGAAGAUAGCCGCUUGUUGUUUGGUCAUGAUCGCUGUCUUCCCGCCCUGACUGUGGCAGAGCGAAAGAAGAAGUUGCUGAAUAAGGGCCUCCUUAGAGCCAUUAGGUUCAAUUGCAAUAACAUAUACACAUUUGAGUUUACUCAGAGUUUCUUUUUACCGUCGACAUACGAAUUUGAUUUGGGACUAUUCCGGAAGAGCCUCGCUCCUUUACUAAACAAGCAGCCGGUGGAGCUCAUGGCGCUUAUAGACCCCGUCGCAAUAGGACCCCCCGAGGGGCUUCCCUCCGUGAUCGCUUCUCGCGAGGCAUCAGUGGCAGCGGCGCAAGCAGCAGCAGCAAUGGAAGCGAAAAACGAGCAGCAUGACCAGGUGCUGGAAGUGUUGCUACCGAAGAAGCCAUCGGACAGAAUCAAAACAAAUUUAGCGUGGCAAAAAUCAAUAUCUUGUGCCUGUGCAUAA
Messenger RNA from Cyclospora cayetanensis, 2700 nucleotides. RefSeq lists its product as uncharacterized. Lineage: Eukaryota; Apicomplexa; Conoidasida; Eucoccidiorida; Eimeriidae. The transcript is spliced from 10 exons. The record is from RefSeq and is a predicted model, not a curated record.